Thyridium curvatum is the source of this 1653-nucleotide messenger RNA. RefSeq lists its product as uncharacterized. Lineage: Eukaryota; Fungi; Ascomycota; Sordariomycetes; Thyridiales; Thyridiaceae. The transcript has a single exon. The record is from RefSeq and is a predicted model, not a curated record. Bases 1 to 1653 code for a protein of 550 amino acids.
AUGCCCGCUUCUGGUGGCCUGGCCUCGCGCCGAGGUGGCGGCCAGAACAUCAAGCCGCUCUCCUUCGACAACAUGAAGUCACAGCCGGUCGCCGACAACGGUCUGCCUACCCCUCGCACCAGCCGGUCUCAUCUCCUCGCUGGCCUUCGUACCGCCCCAAAGUCCGCCACGGCGGCCACCUUCCCUGCCUCGCCCACCACUGCCGCCCCUGCUCAUCAGAUGAGGAACCGCAACACUGCUUACGGCAACAACGACAACAUGUACAAUGGCCCCAAGACCUCGAUGCCUCGGUACAACCAGCAGCAGACCUUCAACAACCCCAUGAUGGCCUACGCUCAGCAGCAGCAACAGCAACAGCAGCAGAUGCAGCAGCAGAUGCAGGCCCAGCACUACUCGGCCGACCAAGUCCUGGCCCCUCCCGAGAUCCAGCUCGAGGACCAGGCUCUUGAGGGCAUGGACCCCAACCUGUACGCCCAGCUUGUUGCCACCAACAUGUUCCUCGCCCAGCAGCAGCAGAGGCUCCAGCAGCAGCUCAUGAGCGUCCAGGCGGCUCAGCAGCAGUUCCAGACCAUGAACCUGAACAGCGCCCAGCCCAUGCAGCAGGCCUACCAGAACCUCUACCAGCAGCAGCAGCAGGUCAACAACCUCCAGUCUAUGGUGACCUCGGGCAUGUCGGCCCAGGGUGGUCUCUACUCGCUGUACGACCCCGUCACUGGUCAGCAGACCCUCUACGUCAACCAAGGCUCGGCGCCGCAGCUCAACAGCCAGUUCGUCGACCAAUACAAUCUGGCCCUGCAACAGCAGCAGCAGUCCAUGAACACUCCCCGCGUCCAGGUCUCCCCUCCUCCUGCCGAAUCUCAGCAGAACAGCUUCAGGAACCCCUCGCCCCCGCGCCGCUUCGAGUCGCCUGCAGAUCAGACCACCCCGCUGCCGCCCCCGAGCGCCAAUGCGUUCCGUCGCGGACACAAGAAGUCGUCCUCUCUGGCCAACGUCACUAACGGUGCCCUGUCGGUCUCUACCCAGGAUGCCCCCAAGUCGGCCGGUCCUAAGAGUGCCCACUUCCCUCUGGCCGGCACGUAUGGCCCCGGCCAGGGCCGCGCUGGAGAGCACCCGGUCCGCCAACCCCGUGGCCCGCCCAGCCUCGACGAGCUGCGUGCCAAGCCGACCUCGAAGCACGAGGGCAGCAAGAACUUUGCUACGCGCACUCGCCGGUCCGCCGUGCACAAUCUCAUGCGCGCCGGCAUCACUCGUCGCCAGGUGACGGGCACGGGCAGCUCUGGAAGUAUUAGCCCUAUUUCCGAGACGGCCGAGGAGAUUGCUGGCCCCUUGACGGACGACGACUCGGAUUCUGGACGCAGCGGCUCAGGCAGCCUCAAUGGUGACGAUGUCGAGUGCUCCCCGCCUAGUUCGCGGACGUCGACUGGUAGCUGGGGCGCCAUCGGCUCGGACCGGCCCAGCUCGCGCCAGAAGGCUCGCGGCGCCAUCGAGUCGGCCUACGGCACCGAGGCGGAAGCCAGCGCCGGCAGCUUUGCCAGCGUGUUCAAGAGCGCCAACAAGACACCCACGGCCGAGAGCAAUGGCCAGCGCAAGGCGCCCAUGCUGGUCCUCACGAGUGCUGAGAAGCGCAAGAACGGCCCCGUCAUGGUCGCCUAA